This is a messenger RNA of Cryptomeria japonica (Japanese cedar), 993 nucleotides long. Its product is annotated as 17.1 kDa class II heat shock protein. NCBI's taxonomy places the organism in Eukaryota, Viridiplantae, Streptophyta, Pinopsida, Cupressales, Cupressaceae. The transcript has 2 exons. The record is from RefSeq and is a predicted model, not a curated record. Gene Ontology annotation, biological process: protein folding; response to salt stress; response to heat. Bases 280 to 729 code for a protein of 149 amino acids.
AUGCAAAACCCCAAAGGAGGGAAACAGGGGACCCAUUUAACGUUGGAAAUAACUAAACUUUUAGAUGUCUCUAGAAUAAGCCAGCUUUCCAGAGAAAUGGCAGGAAAUGGUGGAUGCUUCCAGAGCUUUCAUGUAACGUCCAUGGACCUGCAUUCUGCCCUCUAUUUAUGCACUCCACCGCUACAUCUGCUCUGUACUGUGUCAUUCAUUCACCGCGAUUGAAAAGAUAAGCUCUGUACUGUGCUAUUCACCGCUUUCGUAAAGAGAAAUCUUGUGAGAAUGAACAAUUUGGCAAGGGAUAUGCAUCAUAUCCUGAACAUGACAGAGGAGGAGGAGAAGAAACUUCAAAGACCUGCGCGCAGAUAUGUGAAGGACACCAGGGCAAUGUUCAGGACCUCUGCAGAUCUAUUGGAGUCUCCUACUUCUUACAUCUUUGUCCUUGACAUGCCUGGCCUGGAGAGCAACCAAAUCAAGGUUAAAGUAGAGAACAAUAUUCUUCAUAUUGCGGGUAAGAUUAAGAAGAAGCAGAAGCAGCUCGGUCCGGAGAUCAAGAUAAUCAGACUGGAGCGGCGGAGGGCGAGGUAUAUGAGGAAAUUUACCCUGCCUGGAGAUGCAAAUGCGGAAGAUAUUAAGGCGACUUAUAAGGAUGGGGUUUUGACUGUUACAGUGGCUAAGCGUAAUGUUUCUGAGUCGGAAAAGCCUAAGACUCUUACAAUUCCAAUUUCUUAGACAUGCUAGUGCGUCCAUUAUAUAUGUGUCAGAGAAAUAAUUAGGUUUCGUCAGUGUAUAUGAUUAGGCAGAGAAUGAUUUGUACAUGAGUCUGGAGGAAUCUGUGUGUGAAACUUUGAUAUGUACGGGAAUUUCAGAUGUGAUUUUGACUGUAUUUGGCCUAUAGCUCAAUGUUACAGGAAUUUUAUUGGUAACUCUUCGAGAAAAUUGUGUAUGAAAGUAAUAUACUUUUAGUUGAACUAAAAACAUUUCAUUUUCAAUGAA